AUCUUCCAAUUGUCAUUUAAUAACAACAAAUUCAGUCUAUUUUUCUAAUAAUGCAUUAAAGUUGUCGUGUGUGCGUAUCAAAGGUUACUUGCAAAGUUGUGUAGUGAAAGUUGUUCGUGUCUUUGACCUAAUUCAGUUCAUUCUCGUCCUUUGGGCAUAAUGUACAUUCCACAAUAGGAUAAACUCAUUAUAUAAUAAUAAUCACGAAGAAUCACAUAUUGCAAUCGGUACGUGAGGGAAAUAGAAAUUUAAAUUGCCGUGAUGACGAGCACGGAUACACGUGACGUAAUCCGAGUUGGGUCUCGGAAAAGCGAGUUGGCUUUGAUUCAAACAAGACAUGUCAUACAAUGUUUGAAAGAGUUUCAUCCAAAAAUGGAUUUUGAAAUAGUUACAAUGUCUACCAAAGGAGAUAAAAUUUUAGACAAAUCUUUACCAAAAAUUGGGGAGAAGUCCUUAUUUACAGAAGAGUUAGAACUAGCUUUAGAAAAUGGCCGUGUCGAUUUUGUAGUACAUUCAUUGAAAGAUUUACCCACAUCAUUGCCUGAGGGAAUGGCUUUAGGUGCAAUCUUAAAGCGUGAAGAUCCACGUGAUGCAGUUGUUAUGUCUAAAAAACACAAGGAUAAAACAUUAUCUACCUUACCAGAAGGUAGUGUAAUUGGUACUAGUUCAUUACGUAGGUCCGCUCAGUUAUCAAGGAAUAUGCCACACUUAAAAGUAGAAAACAUUCGUGGUAAUCUAAACACCAGAUUAAAAAAGUUGGAUAAUGAGGAUGGGCCUUUUGCAGCUAUUAUUCUGGCAGCUGCUGGUUUAAAAAGAAUGAAUUGGGAAGACAGAAUAAGUCAGUUAUUAGAAUCAGAGGAAACAUUGUACGCUGUAGGCCAAGGUGCAUUAGGAGUCGAGUGCCGGGAAUCAGAUUGGAAGAUAUUAUCUCUUUUAGAGCCACUAUAUGAUGUUGAGACAACAUUAAGAUGUGUAUGCGAACGUUCUUUCUUAAAAACAUUGGGCGGUGGAUGUUCUGCACCAGUUGCAGUUUCCUCAACAUUAAUGGACAAGGAUCUUACUAUUACUGGCGCAGUAUGGUCUUUAGAUGGACAAGAACUUGUUAAGGAUACUCUUAGAAGUAAACUUUAUAUACCUGAUGAUGAUGGUGAACCUCCAAAGAAGUGUCCAUAUCGAGAACCACAGCUUUACUGUAGCGUUGUACCUGGUAAAGUAAGCAGUAUAAGUCUACUGGGUGCUAAACAACUUGGUAAAGAUCUCGCAAAAAGCCUUAUAGAAAAAAAUGCUCUUGAUGUUAUGACAGAAGCUAGAAAUGAAAUUUUAAAUUCAAAAUAGAAUUAAUGAAUAGGGUUAUAAGAAUUAGUUUUUCUUGAUAAUGAAAGGACAUAUUGAAUUUCAAACAUUUACAAUACUUGAUUCGAUUGGUAACAUAGA
This is a messenger RNA of Dufourea novaeangliae, 1434 nucleotides long. RefSeq names its product porphobilinogen deaminase. Gene Ontology annotation, molecular function: hydroxymethylbilane synthase activity. Lineage: Eukaryota; Metazoa; Arthropoda; Insecta; Hymenoptera; Halictidae. Gene Ontology annotation, cellular component: cytoplasm. Gene Ontology annotation, biological process: heme biosynthetic process. The record is from RefSeq and is a predicted model, not a curated record. The transcript has 6 exons. The coding region runs from base 262 to 1335 and encodes 357 amino acids.